Molecule: messenger RNA, 471 nt
Organism: Thlaspi arvense
Lineage: Eukaryota; Viridiplantae; Streptophyta; Magnoliopsida; Brassicales; Brassicaceae
Source: the annotation of a GenBank genome assembly
AUGUCGUCGAGCCGCUCAAACUCUCAAAAUGAAGUUCGCAACCACAUUUUUUUCAAUGAGAUUGAAUCUGGUUUACGCAAGGAGGAACUGGUUUUCAGAGUCAUACAUUUCUGGGAGGCAAGAAACCCAACAAAAGGUGGCUUACUGAUGGGCCUGGAGCUGCUUCUCAUCGAUGAACAAGGCACUGUCAUACAAGGGUUCAUUGCUCCAAACCGAAUGGGCCUCUACGAUGAAAUCCUCAAACGAAACUCAAUCUACAGGCUCAAUAACUUCUUUGCCACCAACAACAAACACAUCUACAGAGUUACAGACCACAACUUCACAAUCUGCUUUACCGACCUAUCCAUCUUAACUGAACUCUCCCAAGACGCCUACUCCAUAGACGCCCAAAGCUUCAAGUUUCAAUCAUUCAAGGACUUUGAGGCCAAAGCAGAUAUGAGAGGAGAUUUAUACGGUAUUGCCUUCAUCUAA